GUGAUUAGACAGUCGCCGGCCGCCGCCACUCGAUCGCUGCUGGCUGUAUGAUAGCGCGGGUAAAUGCGGCUAUUUAAAAAAAACAGUUAAAUUAUUAAAAAAAAACAUUAAAAAAUAAGAGUUUUUUAAAAGUAGAUUUUUGUUUUAGAAAAUAUUGUGACGUUCUUUAUUAAUAUUAUACUACUAUGGGUUCCGAAAAGCGACUGGCCGCCAUGUCCUCCCCUUCCAAACACCGCUACAAGAAGCAGUCCUGGUGCCGGCGGCUGCUGCACAAGCGGGUGCCCAUCUCGGCCUGGCUGCCGGGGUACAACUCGGAGAAGGCCGCGGCUGACCUCAUAGCUGGGGUGACUGUGGGUCUGACAGUUAUACCACAAGCGUUGGCGUAUGCCACGCUGGCUGGGUUGGAUCCUCAGUAUGGGCUCUACUCUUCCUUCAUGGGGUGCUUCGUAUACAUGGUGUUCGGGUCGUGCAAGGACAUCACGCUGGGCCCCACGGCGCUGCUGGCGCUCAUGACGUACCAGCAGAUCCAGGGUCGCAGCACAGACUACGCCGUGCUACUGUGCUUCCUCACCGGCGUCGUGCAGGCACUCAUGGCUAUACUGCAUUUAGGUGUCCUCAUAGACUUCAUAUCGGUCCCGGUGACGGUGGGCUUCACGUCGGCGACGUCGGUGAUCAUCGCAGUGUCGCAGCUCAAGGGACUGCUGGGACUCAAGUUCAAGUCUGGCGGGUUCUUGGACACUGUCAAGAAGGUCAUAGUAAACAUUCCCAACGCUAAAUUGGCGGACAGCUCUCUGGGCAUUUCGUGCAUCAUCAUCUUGUUGUUAAUGCGGAAAAUGAAAGACCUGAAGCUGCCAGCCAGUCAGAAGGGCCUGAAGAAGACGCUCUGGCUACUCUCCACUUCUCGCAACGCCAUCAUUGUGAUCUUGUGCUCUCUGAGCGCGUACCUGUUGGAAACCGAAGCCGGGACGCCGUUCCAGCUGACAGGCGCUGUCAGAGCCGGCCUCCCGCCCCUCCAACCGCCGCCCUUCACCACCACCAUCGGGGAUAGGAACGUGACGUUUAUAGAGAUGUGCUCAGACCUGGGCUCGUCUAUUGUGCUGGUGCCGAUUAUUGGAGUGCUGGGCAACGUGGCCAUUGCUAAGGCUUUCGCCAGCGGCGAGUCAGUAGACGCGACGCAAGAGUUGCUAACGUUAUCCCUGGCCAACAUACUGGGGUCCUUCGUGAGCGCGAUGCCCAUCACUGGCUCCUUCUCAAGGAGUGCUGUGAAUCAUGCUAGCGGGGUCGCCACGCAGAUGGGGAGCGUGUUUACUGGCAUUUUAGUGCUACUGGCGCUGAGUCUGCUGACCCCGUACUUCUACUACAUUCCCAAGGCGUCUCUGGCGUCAGUCGUGAUAUGUGCUGUGAUAUUUAUGAUAGAAUAUGAGGUAGUAAAGCCGAUGUGGCGCUCGCGGCGCGCGGACCUGGUGCCCGCCUUCGCCACCUUCGCCACGUGUCUACUAGUGGGGGUCGAGCUGGGUAUACUGGCGGGGGUGGCCAUCAAUGUGCUGUUGCUGUUGUACCCGAGUGCUCGGCCGCAGAUGGACGCCGAGAUUGUUACUAAUGCGUCCGGCUUAAAUUACCUGCUGGUGACAGUGGGAAAUAGCCUCUAUUUCCCCGGCGUAGAGUACAUUCGCCAGUUCGUGGAGCGAGCGGCCAAGAAGCAGGGCGGCUGUAGCAUGCCCGUGGUUAUAGACUGUCGAUAUGUUCUGGGCGCAGACUUCACCGCCGCCAAAGGUCUCUGCGCGCUCUCCUCCUCGCUCCUGUCCCGGGGGCAGCCGCUAGUGCUGCUGGCGCCGCGGGACAGCGUGGCCGCCGUGUUCCGCGGCGCCGGCGCGCGCGUGGCCGUCGUGCGCGCCGUGGGGCAGCUGCACCAUGCGCUGCAAGAUCUCACCGGACAAAUACCGUUGCCUGUGAUAAACGGCAACGGCACCCAGGUGGUGACCCCGCCUCCUUCGUACAACACUCUGCAGAUGGAAGAUGACAGCAUAGAGGUCGUCAUACCCGAAGACUCAAACUCCUCUCCGCUACUGACCACUAACAAUAGUCUGAGCAAGGAGGUUCGUGAUACGUGACCCGAUACUUUAAUGUAGAUAGGAUUUUCAAAUUUCGAAUAUGCGUGCCGUGACGAUUGAUCCCAGUUUGAGUGAUAUGUGAAAACGUUACCGUUGUUAAUGAGUACAAGAUGCUAUUAUAAGGUUGUGGAUUUUUUAUUAUUAACAAAACUACGACUGAAAAACUUAGAAAUUUUAAAGGCAGUCUAAUGCAAAAUAUAUAUGCGGGUUCCCAAAAAGUUACCGACAUCUUCCUUUUCCUCUUACAUGUCAUUUAAAGUGCUUCAU
This is a messenger RNA of Plutella xylostella (diamondback moth), 2378 nucleotides long. Its product is annotated as sodium-independent sulfate anion transporter. Lineage: Eukaryota; Metazoa; Arthropoda; Insecta; Lepidoptera; Plutellidae. The record is from RefSeq and is a predicted model, not a curated record. Gene Ontology annotation, biological process: transmembrane transport. Gene Ontology annotation, cellular component: membrane.